Archocentrus centrarchus (flier cichlid) is the source of this 744-nucleotide messenger RNA. RefSeq names its product persulfide dioxygenase ETHE1, mitochondrial-like. Gene Ontology annotation, molecular function: sulfur dioxygenase activity. Bases 1 to 744 code for a protein of 247 amino acids. Gene Ontology annotation, cellular component: mitochondrion. Lineage: Eukaryota; Metazoa; Chordata; Actinopteri; Cichliformes; Cichlidae. The record is from RefSeq and is a predicted model, not a curated record. The transcript is spliced from 8 exons. Gene Ontology annotation, biological process: glutathione metabolic process; hydrogen sulfide metabolic process.
AUGGUAGAAGCUACAUCUGAUCGUACUGCUCCAGGAUGCACUGACGGCAGACUCCUCUUCAGACAGCUGUUUGAGUCAGAGAGCUGCACGUACACCUACCUGCUGGCAGAUACUGAGACCAAGGAGGCUGUCCUCAUUGAUCCUGUGCUGGAGACCAUUGAGCGAGAUCUGAAGCUCAUAAAGGAGCUUGGACUCAAUCUAACAGUGGCAGUUAACACCCACUGCCACGCAGACCACAUAACAAGCACUGGACUGAUGAAGCAAAGAGUGGCUGGGCUGAAGAGUGCCAUCUCCAAAUUCAGUGGUGCCUGUGCUGAUAUCCAUUUAAAAGAGGGAGACAAGAUCACCUUUGGAAGACACUGUCUGACUGUGAGAGAGACACCAGGACACACCGAUGGGUGUAUAACGCUGGUAACUGGGGAUCAGAGCAUGGCUUUCACUGGUGACGCUCUCCUCAUCAGAGGCUGUGGCAGGACAGACUUCCAGCAGGGUUGUCCCAAAAAGCUUUACCAGUCAAUCCACGGGAAAAUCUUCACCCUGCCUGAUGAGUGCCUCAUCUACCCAGCACAUGACUACUUAGGUCAGACGGCUUCUACAGUUGGUGAGGAGCGCAAGUUUAACCCACGCUUGACUAAAGGCAUAGAGGGGUUCGUGGAGAUCAUGAACAACCUGAACCUCCCCAAGCCGAAAAAAAUAGAUAUUUCAGUGCCUGCUAAUCUGGUUUGUGGAUUGCAUCAAGUUUGA